This is a messenger RNA of Kwoniella shivajii, 558 nucleotides long. RefSeq lists its product as uncharacterized. Lineage: Eukaryota; Fungi; Basidiomycota; Tremellomycetes; Tremellales; Cryptococcaceae. The transcript has a single exon. The record is from RefSeq and is a predicted model, not a curated record. Bases 1 to 558 code for a protein of 185 amino acids.
AUGGAACGCAGGAACGAUGCGACUGAGCUUACUGCCAGUGUCAACCAGGCCAAGACGGAGGAUUCAACAGCUUGCGCUUUUGUUGCUACACAUGAUCGAAUUGUUGACUCCAUCUCUGAACAGAUUUGCAGAUUUGUCUUAGAUGAGACCCCACACAGGACUGGUUUGCACAGAGAUACCGAACAUACUUAUGAGGAAGCUAUAAAGUUUUUGAAAGAGCAGACUCGAACAUCCAUCUCGGAAACUAUUGGUCCAUAUAUCGAGAACAAAUGGGCAGAACUUGUAGAUAAUGGAGUAGAAACGAAAUCUGUCAUUGACGAGCUUGAUAACCUUACAAAGAAUAUCAGCACUACAAAACCGAGGGCCUAUAUCGACGGUUGGUCCUUCAAUGUGAAAUUUGGAUCUGCCGAUGGAGUCAUAGAUAGUUUGGUUCCAAGAGACCAAGUCUGUGUUCGUGCUAGGCACCUGACGUUGAGCGAUAUUAGGGAAGCAGCUAGAUAUGCUCGAGAGACUACACAGCUUUCUCCAAAAGGAAAAGGAAAAGCAGCUGUCAUUUAG